Messenger RNA from Klebsormidium nitens, 5070 nucleotides. The record is from the annotation of a GenBank genome assembly. Lineage: Eukaryota; Viridiplantae; Streptophyta; Klebsormidiophyceae; Klebsormidiales; Klebsormidiaceae.
CAAAGUCUCAGGGAAUGGCGCACGCUGCCGUCUCUCUAGCGACAUGGGCGACACCACAUUGGCUGUCCAGACAUUGCAGAAGGACCAGGCGAGAAGCAGCAUUUAGUAGAGUAAGCUGCUGCACUGAUCCGUUUCUUAUUAGCAGUUGUUCUACUGAAACACGCCCUCAGCAUUCAUUGCAGCGGGUCUCACACAGGUUGCAACCCUCAUCAAUCAAAGCAGCAAACACCUUAUGUGCUAGGUUUAGCUUAGAAACCCCAAAACAAGUGCGAACAUCUGGAGUCAGCCGCACUGCCUGCUUGCUCUCCAGUUCUUGGUUACAUGAAAAUGCUAGAAGGCCCUAUGGGGCAGCCACCAGAAUGCAAUGCAGGGCUGCCGCGGGCCCAGGAAAGAUCUCAGAGCUGGAAUAUGGGGCCCACCACCCCCAGCAUCAGACUAGAAACGCACCUCUUGAUGAGGAUGACUGUGUUGACUGCGCUGAGUCAGCAGAGAGUAAUGGGAUUAGCGGCAAGGAAGAAGGUGGAAGGGCGCCCUUGCUUGAGGCAGUGGUGCAGGCAGCGGAGAGGAAUGUUGUGUCCUUCGAAUCUCCUGGGCACAACAAAGGGGCAUGGGCGCCGACGAAGCUCAAGGAGGCUUUCUCUAGCAAGGUGUUCGAGCAUGACGUGUCUGGGUUUCCCUGGCUUUCUCUUUCCGAGGGCCCCGUCGAAGAGGCGCAGCAGCUCGCAGCCACCGCGUUUGGUGCGGACCGCACCUGGUUCCUGGUCAACGGGUCGACCUGCGGGGUGCAAGCUGCAGUGAUGGCCACAUGCAAACCGGGGGAUGUGCUGAUACUUCCAAGGAACUGCCAUCAGUCUGCAGUUUCCGCCAUGGUCCUGUCUGGUGCACGACCCAAGUAUGUCCUGCCAGACUACGAUUCUAGCUGGGGCAUCGCCUUGGGAGUGCCCCCCCACGAGAUAGAGCGCGCGUUGACGGAGUCGUGGGAGGAAGGGCAGACGGUCGGCGCAGUGCUGAUUGUGUCGCCCACUUAUCAUGGCGUCUGCAGCGACAUUUCCCGCAUUGCCGAAGUUUGCCACGCGUUUGGGGUGCCCUUACUGGUGGACGAGGCUCACGGGGGCCACUUUAAUUUUCAUCCCGCCUUUCCGGGAACUGCCCUUGAAAGCGGGGCGGACGUAGCCAUCCAAUCUACUCACAAGGUGCUCUCCGCUUUCACCCAGGCGGCCAUGCUGCACCUCAACGGCGACCGCGUGGCAGCGCACCGACUGCACUGGUCGCUGCAGCUGCUCCAGACUCCUCGCCCCAGUCACUUGUUGCUGAGCUCCCUAGACGCAGCCCGCCUUGAAGCAACCCGACAAACCUCCGCCGGUGUGAACGCGCCCUUCGACUCCGCUUUCCGCUUGGCCACCCGUGCAAGAGCGGAACUCAAAUCCCUCGCCGGAAUCAAAGUUCUCAACCUCCCGGGAAUGGACCCCUUGCGGGUGGCCCUUGACACCACCGGCGUUGGGCUGUCUGGUUACGAGGCUGACGAGACCCUAGUUGAAGAAUCUGGUGUCAUAGCCGAGCUGCCGUGGCAGAACGGGCUUGUGUUUGCAGUUGGGCCGGGUAGUCGGGAAGAGGAUGUGAAUAGGAUGGUGGACGCGUUCACAUCGUUGGCAGAAACGGCGCAGAAAGGGGGGUUCCGGUUGGAGGACCGGAGCGGAGAUGGGGGUGCCAGCAGGGGCAUUUUCGGAGAGGCACGGAUGAGCCCCCGCGAGGCCUUCUUCAGCGAGUCAGAGCGGGUGCCCGCCAGUGCCGCUGUUGGCCGCAUCUGCGCGGAGCUAUUGUGCCCUUACCCGCCAGGCAUCCCGGUUCUGACACCGGGAGAGGUCAUCACCACUACGGCCAUCGAGCUCCUCGUCUCCACCCUCGACUCCGGCGGCACCGUCACUGGCGGAGGGGAUCCCUCUCUGCAAAGCAUCGCCGUUGCCUGCAACGCGCCACGUGGCAGCUCAGGAGCCGACCCCGCCUCGUCCCCUUCGGACGUCGAAAAUUCUGAGCCGUUGGAUCAAGAAACAUCGCCUCUCUGGGAGGCGGUCACGCAGGCCGCGGAAAGAAGCGACGCGCCGUUCUAUUUUCCGGGACACAAGAAGGGGGCGGGAGCGCCGGCAGAGCUGAGAGACGCCCUAGGCCAUGCGGUGUUCCGCCACGAUCUGCCCGAGAUCCCAGGACUGGACAACCUAGCCUCCCCCGAGGGCCCAAUUCUCGACGCGCAGCGCCUCGCGGCCGCGGCGUUCGGCGCGGACCGCACCUGGUUCCUGGUCAACGGGGCCGCCUGUGGGGUGCAAGCCGCGGUGAUGGCCACGUGUAAGCCGGGGGAUGCGCUGAUACUCCCGGAGAGCUACUCUCAGUCGGCGCUUCCGGCACUGGUCCUCUCGGGAGCGAAGCCCUUGUACGUGGCUUCGGACGCCGGACCAGACUGGGCGCCCGAGCGUGGCGUACGUCUGGAGGCGGUCGCGGGCGCCCUGGAAGAUGCGCGCGCGGCGGGAGAGACCGUGGGCGCCGUGCUGCUGGCGUCACCCACCAGCUGCGGCUUAUGCAGUGACGUCACUUCCAUUGCCGGCAUAUGCCACUCUCACGGUGUGCCUCUCCUGGUGGACGAGUCUUUGGGAGCGCAUCUCCGCUUCCAUAACGCUCUUCCGCUCUGCGCACUUGACAGCGGAGCGGAUGUCGUCAUCCACGCCACUUAUGAGGGCCUUUCCGCCCUGGCACAGGCCGGCAUGCUGCACCUGAAGGGCGACCGGGUAGCGGCCGCCCGGGUGGACCGGUCGCUGCAAACGCUGCAGUCGUCCAGCCCGAGCUACCUGCUGCUCAGUUCCCUCGACCUCGCCCGCGCGGAAGCUGCUCAACGGAACGAGAGCGGAAACAAUCCUGGUUUGGAAGCCGCCCUCCAGCUUGCCGCCAAAUUGAGUUUGGAACUCCGCUCUCUGACCGGAAUCAACGUCCUUGAAGCACCGGAAAUCGACCCCCUGCGUGUAGUCGUCGAAACCGUCGGACUGCGACUUUCCGGAUACAAAGUCGACGAGAUUCUUCGAGCGGAGUUUGGUGUGAAUUGCGCGGCUGCUUUUGCAACCGGAGCAGUCUUUUCUGUCCGAGUAGGAAGCACGGUAGAGGAUGUGAAUAGGCUCGUGCGGGCGUUCACACUCCUGUCCGAAGCCGCGGACGGAGGCCCUCCGCUGGUGCGCCGUUCGGACGUCCUGAAAGAUCUGAGCGUGAUAGAAACGGAGUGUUUGGAGCAACAAGAGGCGCGGGCGAAAAGCUGGAAACACCGGCUCCCGGCUCUCGCCGAGCCUUUUGAAAGCGAGUGGGAGAGGUUUUGUGGGUUGAGUUGGCUUGAACAGAGCGAGAUCGGCGGGCGAGUUGAGGCUGCGAAGCGCGAGUGGGAAAGGCGGAGGCCCGAAGAAGAAGCGGAAAACGAGAGCGAAGCUGAUCAGCGAGAGAAUUGUGUUGAGAGAGGGUCAAAUGGUUCAGCUUCAGUGGUGGAUGCAAUACGGAAGGAAGCGAAUGGAACAAGAACGGGGACAAGAAGUGACGGAAGGCGGACACGAACGGACGGAACGCGGACGGGAAAGAACGGAACAGAGACGGAAACGGACGGAAGUCGGACACAGCCGGACGGAAAAUGGGCGGUAGCGGACGGACCGGGGAUAAAAUCGAACGGCUCAGAAGAGAGUUUGCCGGCUUUGCUGGAGGAGCUUUAUGUGGAAGGGCGGGAAGAGAUGCGCGCGUGGGUGGACCAGGCUUCGGCUGCCCUGGACGAAAGUGAGGCUGUCAGAAGAAUGGAGAUAAGAGCGGCUUUCGAAACUUACAGAAAGGCUAUAAGCCAGGAAUAUGAAGAUCCUCGAAGUGUUGCUGCUAGCGCCGGGGCUGUGUUAGAGGAGAUAGCGAAGAGCCUAGGAGAGUUGCCAGACGAAAUAGAGGUUCAGACGCUUAAGAGCAUUCUCUGUCGAAAGCAGAUUAGAGUAACGCAAGUCCUGCACGCGUGGCGGGAGGAAGGGGGGGUAGAAACGGAGAGCAGUCAUUCGGCAGUGAACGCUGAGUUUAGUGGGGCGGAAACGGAAGAGCGAGGGAAGGAAGCGGAAACGGCAGGGCGGAAAGCUCAGUUGGAAAACCCAUUUGCGCUGACGGACGCGAAACGUGCUCGCGCACAGAGUGUGGCGAGCCGGGAGAAGCGUCGGACAAGCAAACCAAAUUUCGCCGAGCUUUUCAACGCUGCCGGUAAGCCCUCGUCCCGGCUAGAGGCGCUAGAAGUCGCUUUUGAAAGGGCAAAGAGGGGCUACCUAGAAGCGGGUAGCUUGGUUCGAGAAGCGCUGCAACUAAUGGAAUACGGCUCGGGAGAGAUCGUCAGUAAAGGUCCGUUUACCGGGCGGCAAAAGGAGGCCUUUUCGAGAAACGAGUCGGUUGCGGCAGCCCUGGAAUGCGCCAGCGAGGACCUGCUUUUCAUCCGGUGUCUUGGAGGCUACCCCUUGAGCCGGCCGAGACGGGCGCCACCCGGAGGAUCCGCUAGGAGGCCCCUAGAGGAGGCCCUCGACUUGGAACUGCGUAAAGCUUCCCGGGUUGGGCGGUCGGCGCAAGAGCAGCUCCGAGAAGUUCUAGAAGGUCUCGAGCAAGCGGCAGGGCCGGAAGAAGGGGCGGUAUCCGGGGAUGCGGAGAUAAGGGCGGCGGAGCGGAACAAAUGCGUAUUACGUCACGCGACGUCAGCGCUGGAUCAUCUGAAACGCGCUUUCGGCGACCGGACGGAAAGGAAAAGAACCGCGUCUUGGCGGGGGGGAACAUUGGAUGGGCACAUGGUGCAGGAACAAAUCGAGGAGCAGAGCUUAGAGGGAAAGCAAGCUACAAGAAACAGGAUGACUCCGCGGGAAGCAUUUUUCGCUGACAUAAACUAAAGUACGUUGGGAGUAUUCCAAAAGCUUAAGUGACAGCUCCUUGAGGUUGCGGAGUUGUGAUUCAGCGUCAUGGCUGCAAAGGUUUUCUCUUCCUUGACAUGUGGGCAGACCGCAAUGUAUACACGUCGCGUGCUUCAAGAUUCGACCGAGU